This is a messenger RNA of Chrysochloris asiatica (Cape golden mole), 1431 nucleotides long. RefSeq names its product syncoilin, intermediate filament protein (gene SYNC). The transcript has 4 exons. Bases 1 to 1431 code for a protein of 476 amino acids. The record is from RefSeq and is a predicted model, not a curated record. NCBI's taxonomy places the organism in Eukaryota, Metazoa, Chordata, Mammalia, Afrosoricida, Chrysochloridae. Gene Ontology annotation, biological process: intermediate filament-based process. Gene Ontology annotation, cellular component: intermediate filament; cytosol; neuromuscular junction.
AUGGCCAGCCCGGAGCCCCGGUGCGGCGGGGACGGCGCCUCUGAGAUCUCGAGGGAAACAAAAUCGGAGGCCAAGUCUCCUCUUCAGGAAGAGAAUGCUGUAUCCUUGAAUGAGGCAGAGACCUUGGACCCAGAGGCAACUCUAUGUUUGGAGGGAAAAGUGAACUUAGAGGACAUUCUCUACCUGGGAGACCCAGGAGACUUUGAUGAGACAUUGUUUGUGGAAGAGAUCAAGAAGCCAGAGGAGACAUUGUACAUUGAGGAAACAGCACAACCAGAUGAGGCACUGUACACAGAAGAGCCCAUGAAGCUAGAAGAGAUACUGUGUGUGGAACAGAUUGGGAAGCCAGAUGAGAAAAAGUUUGUGGAAGAGCCCAAGUCAGCAAAGGAUAUAACUCCAGAGCAGAUUGAAAAUGUGGGUGAAUCGGUCACAGAGGAGGAGAACUCUAAUCCUGAGGUGAGCCUCAGAGCUGAACCCAACCCUAGCACAGAGGAGGCCCUGAGCAUAGAGGACCUGGAAUUGCUAGAGGUGCGUUUCCAGGAGUGUGUCCAAGCUGUGGCCCAGCUGGAAGAGGAGAGGGAUCAGCUCAUCCAUGAACUUGUGUUGCUCCGGGAACCAGCCUUACAGGAGGUACAGCAAGUCCAUCAGGACAUCCUGGCUGCCUACAAACUACACGCCCAAGCAGAGCUGGAGCGGGAUGGGCUGAGGGAGGAGAUCCGGCUGGUUAAGCAGAAGCUAUUCAAGGUAACAAAGGAUUGUGUGGCCUACCAAUACCAGCUGGAGUGCCACCGGCAGGACGUGGCCCAGUUUGCUGAUUUCCGGGAAGCACUGACUACACGGGCAUCCCAGCUUGCAGAAGAGCUGGCCCAGACCAAGGAUGCCUAUCAGAAGCAGAAGGAGCAGUUGCAACAACAACUAGAAGCACCCCUGAGCCAAAGGGACGGGCACUUUCUCCAAGAGAGCCGACGGCUCUCUGCCCAGUUUGAGAACCUCAUGGCAGAAAGCCGUCAGGACCUGGAGGAAGAGUAUGAGCCUCAACUGCUUCGACUCCUGGAGAGGAAAGAAGCUGGGGCCAAAGCUUUACAGAAAACCCAGGCUGAGAUCCAGGAAAUGAAGGAGGCUCUGCGACCCCUGCAAGCGGAGGCCCAGCAGCUCCACCUGCAAAACAGGAAUCUGGAGGACCAGAUGACACUUGUGAGGCAAAAACGAGAUGAGGAGGUGCAGCAGUACAGGGAACAGCUGGAGGAGAUGGAAGAACGACAGAGGCAGUUGAGAAGUGGGGUGCAACUCCAGCAGCAGAAGAACAAAGAGAUGGAGCAACUAAGGAUCAGCCUUGCUGAAGAGCUCUCAACUUAUAAGGGCUGUUUAGAAAUCUAUGGCCAAAUCUGUAACCUAGAAAAACAAAACAAAACCUUCUUAAGCAAAGGAUAA